Molecule: messenger RNA, 3071 nt
Organism: Coccinella septempunctata (seven-spotted ladybird)
Lineage: Eukaryota; Metazoa; Arthropoda; Insecta; Coleoptera; Coccinellidae
Gene: tgo
Product: aryl hydrocarbon receptor nuclear translocator homolog
Exons: 7
Coding region: 277-2124 (615 amino acids)
Biological process (GO): regulation of transcription by RNA polymerase II
Cellular component (GO): transcription regulator complex; nucleus; cytoplasm
Molecular function (GO): RNA polymerase II cis-regulatory region sequence-specific DNA binding; DNA-binding transcription factor activity, RNA polymerase II-specific; protein dimerization activity
Source: RefSeq, a predicted model, not a curated record
GGUUCACGAUUUUCACUUCAGUUCGCAUCUUCUGCUUUGGCGCAUCGCUCUGCCGGCUUUGUGUGAAUAAAUGUCACAAUUCGGCGUGUUUUUUGACCGUUUGAUAACUUGAGAAAAUAACUUUCAACCGGGCGAUAAUUUAUUAAAGGUGUUUUAAUAUUUCAUCUCUUCGAUAAUCCAACGUAUGUUUAUAGUGAAGAUUUUCCCUACUUGGUGUCAGAUAAUAAUGCUCUGACUUGUCUUGUGCGAAAUAGUUAAGAAAGCGCUACAGUGGACAUGUACGCUUAUGCGGGGGGCGGCCCCCCUCAUUACGCACCACCCCCGACCUAUUUGCAGCCUCAGUCGAGCCAUCAUGUGGUACAACCUCCUGUAGGAUCACUUUGUCCAGAAGUUCCUAGUAGUUCUCAUUAUUCGAAAAGGCGAAGAUCAGAUGAGGACGACCCAAGUGGCGCCAAAUACGCUAGAAUGGAGGAAGACACAAUACAGGACAAAGAACGUUUCGCAAGUAGGGAGAAUCAUUGCGAAAUUGAAAGGAGGCGACGGAAUAAGAUGACAGCCUACAUAACGGAGCUGUCAGAUAUGGUACCAACAUGCAGUGCUCUCGCAAGAAAACCGGACAAAUUGACAAUACUCAGGAUGGCUGUGGCUCACAUGAAGGCCCUCAGAGGCACAGGCAAUACGAGCACAGAUGGAACAUACAAACCCUCAUUUUUGACAGAUCAAGAACUCAAACAUCUUAUAUUGGAAGCAGCAGAUGGUUUCUUAUUCGUUGUUACUUGUGAUACGGGUAGAGUUAUAUAUGUAUCUGACUCCGUAGCACCGGUAUUGAAUCAUCUACAAAGUGAUUGGUAUGGUUCUUGUAUAUAUGAUAAUAUUCAUCCCGAGGAUGUAGAGAAGGUACGCGAACAGCUCUCCACUCAGGAGCCACAGAAUACAGGAAGAAUACUGGACCUGAAAACAGGCACAGUGAAGAAAGAAGGACAUCAAUCAUCUAUGAGGCUGUGCAUGGGUCCAAGAAGAGGAUUCAUCUGCAGAAUGAAAGUUGGUAACUUGGCACCCGAAAGUAUGACCAUCGGCCAUUUGAACAGGCUCAAACAGAGGAAUAGCUUAGGUCCUGGCAGGGAUGGUCAAAACUAUGCAGUGGUACAUUGUACAGGUUAUAUCAAGAAUUGGCCUCCCACUGAUAUGUUCCCAGGUGUGCAGUUAGACAGACAGACCGAAGAAGAAAUCCAUUCCUCCCAUUGUUGUCUAGUAGCGAUCGGAAGGCUUCAAGUGACCUCAACACCAAACACUAGUGAUCUGUCUGGAUCCAGUAGUACUGCUGAAUUCAUUUCUCGUCAUUCCAUAGAUGGCAAAUUCACAUUUGUUGAUCAAAGGGUAAUUGGAUUACUUGGAUACACUCCUCCAGAACUACUGGGAAAAAGUUGUUUUGAUUUUUAUCAUCACGAAGAUCAGACCCACAUGAAAGAUAGUUUCGAACAAGUGUUGAAAUUGAAGGGUCAAGUUUUAUCGGUGAUGUACAGAUUCAGAGCUAAAAACAGAGAAUGGGUUUGGCUUCGUACAAGUGCAUUCGCCUUUUUGAACCCUUAUACUGACGAUGUGGAAUAUAUUGUGUGUACAAAUACAACAGCAAAGGCCCUCCAUCCAGGCUCCGAAGGUACUGACAAUCCAGAGCAAGUUGCCUACCAACAGCCAAGUCUUGAUUACAGUCAACGAAGGGACCCUGGCCUAUACUCACAUAUGCUUCCAACGACGCAUAUUCAAAGCGACUAUCAGAGUCCAAAUUAUGCCCCACAACCUGCACAGCGUCAAGAUGGUGUUCUUGUGUCUGAUCCGCCUCAGUCAGCAAGGCCGGCUAGUGGACAGCCUGUUUAUAGUGGUUACGAACCCACCUACACCCAGUUGAGUGGAGGAGGUAGACAAGCCGGUCCUCCACAUGCACCUUAUCAGUGGACAACUUGGCAGAAUACCGGACAAAACGCUGAUCCUUCCGGAACGGCCCCUGGUGGUUCAGGUGCCCCUCCGCCCCCUCAGCAUGAGUUAUCAGACAUGUUGCAAAUGCUGGAUCAAAGUGGUGCCACCUCCUUUGAAGAUUUGAACAUGUUCAACAGCACUUUUGAGUAAUAUCAAUGGGUGUCAUUAGAGUUUUGAUUUCAUCAAUUUUUCUAGGUAUCAGUAGAAAAAUUGAACACAUUUUUUUUCUAAUGAUAUUCAACAUUUGAGUCAGACAAUUAUUUUCACUAGUCUAGUACAAUUUUAGUACAAAAUCUAUGUUCCAGGUGAUUUCUAUCAUCAUUUAAUUUUUUGAUAUUAUUACUUUAGUAAAGUGUGGUAAAAACUUGGUGAAAAAUUCAUCUUUGUACAAUUCAAAUUUUUUAACUUUUUUAUCUGAAUAUUUACAUUCACAUAUUCACUCAUAAUAUUAUUCAUUGGAAAUAUUUGAGAACUUCAUGCUCAAAAUAAUUAAUGACUCAACUCAAUGGAAAAAAUCCUUUUCUAUUGAGUUCAAAUGACAUGAUUUCAAUCUUUCACUUGCACUUGUAUUAACUGAAUUGUUGCGAGUAACUCGAGCAUAUACACUUUUUCAGCUUCCUGCUAAAUAUAUGAGUCAAUGUUAUGUGGAAUUCCAAUUCACUUUCUUUAUAUUUUUAUUCACCUAUGUUAUUUAUAUAUAUGUGUAUAUAUAUAUUGAUAAUAAUACAUAUAUAUGUAUAUAUAUAGUGACUGGUAUCAUGUCUGGGUUUCAAAUGACUGCAUCCCCAUAGCAAAUCUACAUAUGUAUAUAAAUAUAUAUGUAUAAUAAGGUCAUAAAUGAGUAAUGAUGAAGGAUUAAGAUUUUAAAAUCAAUUUAAAUCAUUUUAAAUUGUGAUUACCUUGUGUACAAAUUGUAUUUGAAUAAUUUUAUACUAAUUGCAAUCUGACAUUUAUUUGUAUAUAGUCAAUAAAUAAUUUAUUAAUUGUGUGAAUGCGAUCAUCGAUACUUAGUAAGGUAUUUGUAUUGAGUAUUGAGUAAUUUUUUAUAAUUCUUUAGAAAUGUGAAAGUAUCAACUGUCAAUAGAUUUUUUAAUUAU